AGGGAAAGAUGAAAUACCGUUUUUUAUACCACACAAGAAAUUGCUCGAAAAGAUCGAAUAUAAACCGGAAAUUCGGGAGCCACUGGUAAGAAUUUAUAUAAUUCUUUUUUUAAUUAAUAUUUAUCGACAGGCAUUUAAGAGCAAUAUUUCUGUAGACCGGUUUUAGCGCUCAACAAGAGAAAAUUAGGAAACAGGUGUGCAAGCCAAGUGUUUCGUUAACGAGGGUAGAAGAGAAGAUAUUGACAAAGGACGCCACUUCUGAAACACUUAUAAGUCGCAUCGCGAUUUUUGUCACUUUUCCUUUAACUUUGUAUCGGGAAUG
Heterotrigona itama is the source of this 322-nucleotide messenger RNA. The record is from the annotation of a GenBank genome assembly. NCBI's taxonomy places the organism in Eukaryota, Metazoa, Arthropoda, Insecta, Hymenoptera, Apidae.